This is a messenger RNA of Octodon degus (degu), 3132 nucleotides long. RefSeq names its product glucosamine (UDP-N-acetyl)-2-epimerase/N-acetylmannosamine kinase (gene Gne). The coding region runs from base 448 to 2616 and encodes 722 amino acids. The record is from RefSeq and is a predicted model, not a curated record. NCBI's taxonomy places the organism in Eukaryota, Metazoa, Chordata, Mammalia, Rodentia, Octodontidae. Gene Ontology annotation, biological process: UDP-N-acetylglucosamine metabolic process. Gene Ontology annotation, molecular function: N-acylmannosamine kinase activity; hydrolase activity, hydrolyzing O-glycosyl compounds; UDP-N-acetylglucosamine 2-epimerase activity. The transcript has 12 exons.
CGGGCCAGCGAGCCUGGGAGCGGAAGCCGCGGGGGGCGGGCGCGGGCCCGGCUUUCAGGAGCUGCAUUCUGCUCUGGGCCACCAAGUGCGGUGACAGCGGCAGCGGCAGGCACGAGAGCCUCUGCGCACUUGGUGAGAGCCACGCGUCUGCUGGGGACGAGGAGAGCAUCCUGCCGGGCCCUGGGCCUCCUCCUGCGACCCAGUUCCCUGCUCGGCUGCCCGCAGUCCCCCGCUGCGCCACGCCUGCAGCCUGACAUCCUGAGCCAGGCCUUGCCGGGUGGUCCGCGGGACUGCACAGGGCUUCGGCAGCUGGCCCACGUAGCAGACCGGCUCGGUGCGAGUGCGGCCGGAGGGAGGCCUGGCUCGGCUGCUUCCGUGGGCAGUGCUGUCCGGCAAGGAAAGGCAGAACUCUAUUUUAAGAAACUAUCAAAACGAAAAGAUCAAGUCAUGGAGAAGAAUGGGAAUAACCGAAAGCUUCGGGUUUGUGUUGCUACUUGCAACCGAGCGGAUUAUUCUAAACUUGCCCCAAUCAUGUUUGGCAUUAAAACGGAACCUGAGUUCUUUGAACUUGAUGUGGUGGUACUUGGCUCCCACCUAAUAGAUGACUAUGGAAACACGUAUCGCAUGAUCGAGCAAGAUGACUUUGACAUUAACACGCGGCUCCACACAAUUGUGAGGGGGGAGGACGAAGCAGCCAUGGUCGAGUCCGUAGGCCUGGCUCUGGUGAAGCUGCCGGACGUCCUUAACCGCCUGAAGCCAGAUAUCAUGAUUGUUCACGGGGACAGGUUUGACGCCCUGGCCUUGGCUACCUCUGCCGCGCUGAUGAACAUCCGCAUCCUUCACAUUGAAGGCGGAGAAGUCAGCGGGACCAUUGAUGACUCCAUCAGACAUGCCAUAACGAAGCUGGCGCAUUACCACGUGUGCUGCACCCGCAGUGCAGAGCAGCACCUGAUAAGCAUGUGUGAGGACCACGAUCGCAUCCUGUUGGCAGGCUGCCCUUCCUACGACAAACUUCUCUCAGCGAAGAACAAAGACUACAUGAGUAUCAUUCGGAUGUGGUUAGGUGAUGAUGUAAAAUGUAAAGAUUACAUUGUUGCGCUGCAGCACCCUGUGACCACUGACAUUAAGCAUUCCAUAAAAAUGUUUGAGUUAACGCUGGAUGCACUUAUCUCAUUUAACAAGCGGACCCUUGUUCUGUUUCCAAAUAUUGAUGCAGGGAGCAAAGAGAUGGUUCGAGUGAUGCGGAAGAAGGGUAUUGAGCAUCACCCCAAUUUUCGUGCAGUUAAACAUGUACCAUUUGAUCAGUUUAUACAGCUGGUUGCCCAUGCCGGUUGUAUGAUUGGUAAUAGCAGUUGCGGGGUACGAGAGGUUGGCGCUUUUGGAACCCCUGUGAUCAAUCUGGGCACUCGUCAGAUUGGAAGAGAAACAGGGGAGAAUGUCCUUCACGUCCGAGAUGCUGACACGCAGGACAAAAUACUGCAAGCGCUGAACCUGCAGUUCGGUAAACAGUACCCUUGUUCAAAGAUAUAUGGGGAUGGAAAUGCUGUUCCAAGGAUUUUGAAGUUUCUCAAAUCUAUUGAUCUUCAAGAGCCACUACAAAAGAAAUUCUGCUUUCCUCCUGUGAAGGAGAAUAUCUCCCAAGACAUCGACCACAUUCUUGAAACUCUGAGUGCCUUGGCUGUUGAUCUUGGAGGGACAAACCUCCGAGUUGCAAUAGUCAGCAUGAAGGGUGAAAUAGUUAAGAAGUAUACUCAGUUCAAUCCGAAAACUUAUGAAGAGAGGAUUAAUUUAAUCCUACAGAUGUGUGUGGAAGCUGCAGCAGAGGCUGUGAAAUUGAACUGCAGAAUUUUGGGAGUAGGCAUUUCCACAGGUGGCCGCGUUAACCCUCAGGAAGGGAUCGUCCUGCAUUCAACCAAACUCAUACAAGAAUGGAACUCUGUGGACCUCAGAACCCCUCUGUCUGACACUUUGCAUCUUCCCGUGUGGGUAGACAAUGAUGGCAACUGUGCCGCCAUGGCAGAGAGGAAAUUUGGUCAAGGAAAGGGACUGGAAAACUUCGUAACACUUAUCACUGGCACAGGAAUUGGUGGCGGAAUCAUCCAUCAGCACGAAUUGAUCCACGGAAGCUCCUUCUGUGCUGCAGAACUUGGCCACCUGGUGGUGUCUCUGGACGGGCCUGAUUGUUCCUGUGGGAGCCAUGGGUGCAUUGAAGCAUAUGCUUCUGGAAUGGCCUUGCAGAGGGAGGCAAAAAAGCUACAUGAUGAGGACCUGCUCUUGGUGGAAGGGAUGUCAGUGCCAAAAGACGAAGCUGUGAGUGCCCUUCAUCUCAUCCAAGCUGCAAAACUUGGCAAUGCGAAGGCCCAGAGCAUCUUAAGAACAGCUGGAACGGCUUUGGGUCUUGGGGUUGUCAACAUCCUGCAUACUAUGAACCCCUCACUUGUGAUCCUGUCUGGCGUCCUGGCCAGUCACUACAUCCACAUCGUCAAAGACGUCAUCCGCCAGCAGGCCUUGUCCUCGGUGCAGGAUGUGGACGUGGUGGUUUCAGAUCUGGUGGACCCCGCCCUGCUUGGUGCUGCCAGCAUGGUUCUGGACUACACAACGCGCAGGAUCCACUAGGCCUCACACAGUGAACUGGACAGAGACUCCAGAGCGCCUUAGUGGAACCAACUUCUCUAUUAGAUGGACAUGUCUUAAAAAGCAAAUUUGGUAUUUAACUGCAGGUGUUAUUGGCAGAGUGCUUUUGUUUUUGUGUCCUCCACAUUUGCCUUUUCCUGUACCCAACUUUUGUAGAUGCUGCUUUCUGAUGUUUUCCUCAUAGGAAUCAUUGUAGUGUUAAACCCUAUAAAUUCUAGCCACAACUUCCUGUGCCAGAAGGAGCCACAGCAGUAGACCAGAAGCCUCGGGACUCUGCCUGCCGAGGUACCACUGAGACCUGCAGGCCUGCUCUGGGAUGCGAGCUUCAUGAGUGUAUUCUGGUUAACAGUCCUUCCUUAAAGGCGCAGCCAUCAUCAGAGGGGGAAAAUCAGUCCGAAUAGAAGGAACUCUUAUCAGGAAAGACUUUUUAAACUUUUUUUUUAACCAGGGAUUGAACUCAGAACCUUGUGCUUGCCAGGCAGGCACUUAUGCUACUGA